Neopelma chrysocephalum (saffron-crested tyrant-manakin) is the source of this 475-nucleotide messenger RNA. RefSeq names its product mitochondrial ribosomal protein L54 (gene MRPL54). The record is from RefSeq and is a predicted model, not a curated record. The transcript has 3 exons. NCBI's taxonomy places the organism in Eukaryota, Metazoa, Chordata, Aves, Passeriformes, Pipridae. Bases 1 to 366 code for a protein of 121 amino acids. Gene Ontology annotation, molecular function: structural constituent of ribosome. Gene Ontology annotation, cellular component: mitochondrial large ribosomal subunit.
AUGGCCGCCCGGGCGCUGCUGCGGGCGGCGGGGGCCGCGCUCGGCGCCCCGGCCCGUGGCUACGCCAAGAAACCCGCCCCCAAGGCCAAGGGCAAGGGCGCGCCGAAGGAGGCGCUGAAGGGGCCGGAGGUGUGCACCGACCCCACCAUGCUCGCCACCCACGCCAUGGGCGUCAACUACUUCAAGGAGGGCCCGGAGGUGGCCCUGAAGCCCGAUUCCGAGUACCCCGACUGGCUCUUUAAGAUCCACCUCGGGCCCCCCAAGAAGCUGGAGGAGCUGGACCCUAACACACUUGAGUAUUGGAGGCGGCUGCGGAAAUACAACACAUGGCAGCGCAACAAGUUGAAGAAGGCCAGGAAGUUUUAGGUGCUACCAAGCUCAGGGCUGCCCCACGCACCAGCACAGGUGGCACUGGGACCCGCUCCUGCUUCUGGUCUCUUGAUGUAAACAAGAAAUAAAUCUGGGGUGAGACUGA